Fusarium poae is the source of this 393-nucleotide messenger RNA. RefSeq lists its product as uncharacterized. Bases 1 to 393 code for a protein of 130 amino acids. The transcript is spliced from 2 exons. The record is from RefSeq and is a predicted model, not a curated record. Lineage: Eukaryota; Fungi; Ascomycota; Sordariomycetes; Hypocreales; Nectriaceae.
AUGUACCAGGGCAUAUGGAUGCAAAAUGAUUCUCGGCGGUCCAACCCAGGCUGGGUAACAGACAAUGUUUCUGGACAGAAACCGCUUGUAUUGGGACCAAGCCAAAGUCGAUUUGUGUUCACAGAUCGGCCAACGCGGGAAGAUUCUCAUUUCGGCGCACGAAACGAUACAUGUGCCUCAAAAUUGUCUGUCAUCAGAAUAUCAGACCAACAACUGUGCUUCGUGGGUAAGCGCUCCGUUGACGCUGGUGUUGAGCACGCCAUGAUGAAGAGUGCGGGCAUCACAAAGGAUGUCAAGCGUUGGAGGACAAACGUGUUCGGCAGAUUCCAAGAGAGCUUCUACCAGAGGAGAUCGUAUUUGAGCUUCAGAUUCUUGUGGUUACUCGGUAUUUGA